Molecule: messenger RNA, 303 nt
Organism: Scylla paramamosain (green mud crab)
Lineage: Eukaryota; Metazoa; Arthropoda; Malacostraca; Decapoda; Portunidae
Exons: 1
Coding region: 1-303 (100 amino acids)
Source: RefSeq, a predicted model, not a curated record
AUGGUGAUGGAGAUGUACAGAGGAGCAGGAACAGCGGUCAGGAUAAACGGUGGAGAGACAGAGGAGUUUGGUGUGGAGGUGGAACUGCAUCAGGGGUCAGCACUCAGCCCAUUGGUGUUUGUGGUGGUGAUGGAUGUGGUGACAGCGGAGAUCAGAGAUGGAGAGAAGUGGGAGUUGGUGUUUGCAGGUGACCUAGUGACCGUAGCAGACACUCAAGAGGUUAGAAGUAAAUGCACAGACGCUGGAAGUGUUGGUGCGUGGCAGAGUGAGGAGCAAUGUGCAGGUGAGAGAUGUGAUGGGUGA